AUGCCAAGACAAAAGAAAACAUCACCUGCUGGAGGCUAUCACAAAGUUAUUUCUACAGGGAAUGGUGAAUUUGCUAAUUACAACAAGGUUGUUCAAGCAUUUGGAUGUACAGGAACUGGAAGAGGUUUGCUGAGACAUUCCAUAAAUGAACCACAAGGCCCCAGAGAGUAUGAAAGAAUGGAAAAUAUUCCAGAAAGACCUUCACCUAGACCCAGAUCAGAUCCAUUACUGACAGAACUCAGUAACUUUAAUGCUGAUUCUGGUUCAUCGCUUCAUGACUUUGAUUCUGAUGACAGAUCAGACAUAUCCGUUGUUGAUAAACAGAGCAAUACCAGAAGAUGGAUAAACAGUGCUGCUUCUUACAUUCCCAGAAGUAAUUAUCAUGGUGCUGGGUUGAUGAGUAGAUAUGGUCUGGAUAAUACGCAGUGCCAUUCUCACCCUCGAGACCAAGAUAUUAUAAUGUCAAGAUUAGAAUAUCAGUUGCAUUUAAAGGAACGUCAACUUGCUUUUACAACCUCCAUAGUUGAGCAACAAAAUAGAUUUUUAUAUGAGCAACUGGAUGGAUUUGUAACCAUGCCACCAAUGAGAAGAAUUUAUGGUGAUAAUAUUGAUAAUAGAAGUGUCAGAAUGAAACCAAAUACAGAUAAGAAUCUGCUUCUUACAAAGCCGGCAACUGCUAAACAGAAGCAUAAGAAAACUAAGAUUGAUUCUGCACAGAAGAAAUCAUCAGACAGAUUAUUAGAAUUGGAUACCAACCAUGGAUCAAAUAAUACAGAGGUUAAGAAACAUACAGAAACAAUUGUUCAAGACAAAAAUAUUAAACCAAGCAAAAAAAAGCAAUAUGAACAAAUACAAUUAGAAAGUAUGUUAAAGAUAGCUGAAGAUAUUUGUCACCAAGGAUGUCCAUAUUGUUAUAUUGAAAGAUUUGGUAAUCUUGAAGAAUAUAGUGACCAUAUAAAACAGAAGUCACAUAUCAAGGUGAAGAAACUAGUAAGAAAGAGAUCAGAUACCAUCAUUAAAGAGCUAAUUUAUAACAACAGUAUGCCAAAUACUGAAAAUGGUCUAGAAUUUAUUCAAACUGCUGAGGGUUAUUAUUGUCAGCUUUGUCAGCUGUUUUUCUGUGAAGAAAUAGAAGCAAAAGUAACUCACUGUGAUACAGACACACAUAAUAUAUUAUACAAGAAUUUGAUAGACAAUUCGGAUGCAAUUGAGAAAGCUUUGGCAGAUGAAAUGAUUAAAACUCAAAAUCAGAACCUAAAUGAAACAGAUUUAAGAGCACAACACUCCUCAUCGCUUAUUGACUCCAAACUCAGUCAGGAUAUAAGGGAUCUAUGUUUAGAUAAACUUGAGGAAGUUCUUGCUGAAAAAGAACAGAUCUCGUUCAGCAAAUCUAAAGGGUGUAAUUCUGUGAUGUUUACUGAGUGUAGUGAUCUUGAAAAGGGAUUUUUUGCUGAACAAGAAGUGAAAGAAAACAGAGAUUCAAGAACCCUGGUUAAGAAAACAAAUAUAUCCUUUGAUACAAUGACUGAUGUGAUACAUCAUAAUCAUAAUCUGUCAACAUCAACCAAUGUUACAGCAUCCAAAUUCAUAAAGACCCAAAGCAUCAGUAACAAAAUGAAUAUGUAUACACUGUCUGAUACUGCCACUACUCAGUGCGAUAUGAAAUUAAAAUAUUAUGGAUUUGUUCAGAAGAAAAAAGAGUCUGAUGAUGAAGAAGAAUCCAAUGAUAAGCGUGUUCUGAUGAUCAGAGAACAAGUAUUAUCAAAUGAGGAUUUAACAAACAAAAAUAAUGUGAGAUAUCCUCAAGAAGAAAGAAAUAUAUUACCACAUUCCCAGAAACCCACAGAAACUGCAACAUCCAGAACAAAUGAGGAUAUUUCAUUACCCUAUAAACUGCAGAAUACAGGUACUCAAUAUGAUAUGAAAUGCAAAUAUUAUGGAUCUUUUCAAAGCACAAAUGAUUCUAGUUCUAACAGCGAUGAGGAAUAUGCUCUGACAAAUAUUAAGGAUAAAGUAGCUAUUGAUGGCUUUACAACAUUUCCUCAAAAUUCUACUUGGAGUCCUCAGGAAUUUACAUCAUCAGAUGCAUUGAUCACACAUAAAGGAGUUCAACAAAGUACAAAUAAAGACAAACCAGUCAAAAUCGCGGAUUCAAAUUGUAUACAGCAUCAAUCAAAAACAUGCACUGAAGAGGUAUCUAAAAGUAAUGAUAGGGCUGAAGUUGAAGCAACAAAUUCAAUUAAGGAAGAAAACCUUAAUUCACAUGGUUAUGACACAGAUUCCGACAGUGUAGUUAAUUCUGAUACUGAUUUUUCUAACACAACAUCAACUAAUAAUGUCAAUAGGGAUAGUACUACUAAUUCUUGCUUGUCAGACGCUGAAAUAGAUAAAGCUGAUGAUUUAAAUGAACUGGAUACUACUAUUAAGGAAGAUUUAUUAUGUUAUAAAUGCUUAAAGGAAUUUGAAGAAACUUCUAUUUUGAGUCCAGGUAAAAGCACUGCUGUAAAAACAGAUGAAGCUGAAAGCUGCUCUAAAAGUCAUGCUUCUGAAUAUCUUGGUAAAGAAUGUACAAAGAAAACCUUAACUGAUGUCAAUGAGCUACCAGAAAAUAUCUCAAAAUCUGGAUGCCUUAGUGAAAGUUAUUUAACUCAAGAUGGCCUUGAACACAUGAAUAGUUUAAGUAAUAAUCAUAAUGAAAAGUCAAAACAAAUUUGUGAUAUUUCUUUAUAUUCUGACUGUGAUAAGCCAGAUGAUCAGCACAUUACCGAGGAACAUGUAAUGGAAUCUGAAAAGAGAAAUAGAAAUAAUCUAAAGCAUAUAACAUCUAUUACUAAAGAUUAUGAUAACAUUUCUGAUAGUACAAAAUACAGCAUAUCAGUCCAGAAAGAUUUAGACCCAUUUCACUCAGAUCUAGACUUAUUGCCCAGCACAAGUUUUAACUAUACCACAGCUUUAGACUUUGAUAUUAAUGGCAAUUCUCUUGUAGAACACAAUGAUUUUGAAGUUGAUGGCUUUGUUGUAUAUGAGGGUAUAUCUUGUAGAAAUAUAUUGACACAAACUUACAGUAUGGUGACACCCUAUGAUAGUAGUUACAUAGGUGAUGAGUAUAAUUUAGUAAAUAGUUAUAUGUGUGAUGAGGAUUCUUUACUAUCUGAAGAGAUUGAAGUUAAAAAUACAGAAAGACAGCCUCCUGACGGUAUUGAGGACAAAAAGCAUAAAGUACAAGUUUAUGAAACCAGCGAGAACAACUGUUUUGUAGCAGGUACUCCUUCCUUACCAGAUAUAAAAUUAAGAGCAGAAGACCUUGAUAGAAAUGAGAUGAGCGAUGAUAUCUCUUACAGUGAUAUUAUUAGCCAAACAACACAUGUUGAUUGUGAAGCUUUAAUUCAUGUCAUUGAUUCUGUUAUUGGAGAGCAGCAACAAACUACUGAAAAGAUGAUCUCGAAUUCUUACAAUCAGCCUCUUGACAUUUCUGCUGAAGAGGACUCUGAUAAAUUGGAUAUGGCCUGUAGAAGAAAUGAACACUUGAAUUUUAGCAACACAUAUUACAACAUUGAAAACAAGGACAACAAAUUAUCUGGAAAAAAGUCACACCACCAAUGUGUAUCAAACAUAGAUAUGCUUCCAGCUUUUUGUGAAAACAAGGAUGAUAGUGGGAUAACAGAUGAUUAUGAUGAAGGCUUUGUGUGCCCUAGAAACUCACCUCAACUCUGGGCAAGAUACACAUCCAAACAAUCUCAUUCUUCAUCAAAUAACCUUGAAAAAGAGAUCAUAAAUGCAAAUUCAGACAUAUGUGAUAUUGCAGAAUGGAUUUCAUCACAAGAGGCUAUCUCCCAUGAUGUUGGGCUUUUCAGUGUUAGCACAAAAAAGGAUACCAUCGAUAAUGUUUGUUUUGAUGAGCAAAGUAUGAAAGAAAUGGAAGCUGAAGGAACUUUUUUUCAAACUAGUCAUGGUGAUAUUGAGGAGUUUGGAGAAAACCCUUCAACAGCUCAGGAAAAUGGAGACCUGUUUGUGGAGGAAACAGAUAUAAUCAUACAAGUACGCAAUUGUGACAUCACAGUUGAAACAAGUGAAACUUUGUCCAUUGAUAUAUGUGAAGAUACAACUAUUGCAUCUUCUUUUAUAGAAAAUCAGAGUAUUGACCUUUUGUCUGCAAAUAAUGCAGAUAAAUCAAAUAGAAAAUAAAGGCUACAUAAAUUUUAAGUCUCGAAGAAGAAAUCAUCUUAUAAAAAUUUUUUCCUCCAUUCCUUGAUCAUUUAUUAUUUUCAUAUACAAAUUAAUGAAAAUUUACAAAUAAAUAAAUCAUAGUUAACUUUAGUUAAGCAUCAGAAAUGCUCAAUCUAGAUUAUGCUUUUCCCUAAUUCCUUAAUCAAUGUUUGAUAUUUUUUUUUUCUCAUGUACCAAUAUUCAUCAUAAAGUUUAGUUUAAAAGCAUCAGAAAUGCUUUGAACUAUAGGAUUUGGUUUGGUUUUGUUUAAUAAAUGUUCAUGUGUUAUUCAUCCUUCAGGAAAGGUUUUGAAAUGAUUUCUUUACUUGUUUACUAAAUAUGUUCUUAUUGUAGACCCGUAUCAGAAUUUAUUCUAUUUUUGUGUCCUAUUUGGUGCCAUUUAGCUUUAGUUUCCAUUUUGUCUAAUUUUGAUUUAUUAUUCUAGUAAAGAAAUAUUAUAGAUUGUGAAUUAUUUCUAUGUUUAUGUCAUAAUUGUCGUUAAAUUUUUUUUAAUCCCGUGUGUCAUAUUUUGGUUAAACCAAUUGAAAUUUAGUGAAAAAGACAUAUCUCUGUGGGUAAAACUGUGGAUACUGUUUAGAUUGAAAUGUCCAGGAUAAAAACAGUCUUAUGCUGAGAAAUUUAGUUUAGCAGGGGCCAUUAUUCGCAAAACAGAAUAGUUUUUGUUUCUGGCAUUUUAUUAUAUUGGAUUGACAGUAGCUGAUGUUUUUUCUGACACCUGUUCAUUUGUACCAAUCUCUGCUUCUGUUUGGGGAUUCUUUAAAGUAAUCUUGAUUUUGGCCUUGCCAGUUUUUAUUUGCCUUUUUCCUUUAAUGUUAAGCUUUUUUGAAACAGUUUUGUUUGGCUCAUCUUCACAUGUAGUUGCCUCUUUCGAUUCCUGAUUUCUUUAAUUCUCUUUGUCUUUUCACAAGAGAUUUAAAUUUCUGUAUUCUAAAUGUGGAGCUGAAAGUAAAGCAUUAAUAUGUAGUGUA
This is a messenger RNA of Lottia gigantea (owl limpet), 5195 nucleotides long. RefSeq lists its product as hypothetical. The record is from RefSeq and is a predicted model, not a curated record. The transcript is spliced from 7 exons. The coding region runs from base 1 to 4185 and encodes 1394 amino acids. Lineage: Eukaryota; Metazoa; Mollusca; Gastropoda; Lottiidae.